Molecule: messenger RNA, 2584 nt
Organism: Caenorhabditis auriculariae
Lineage: Eukaryota; Metazoa; Nematoda; Chromadorea; Rhabditida; Rhabditidae
Source: the annotation of a GenBank genome assembly
AUGUCGACCCUCAGCACGGCCUUGUUCUGCUUUCUUCGAGAUCCUGAGCUUUUCAAACGGAAAAACCUGAGUAUCUCCAGUCAGACCUACGAAAAUCGGUCCGUUUUGACCUUCCUUUUAAACGAGAUGAUCUAAAGGAUCAUCUUCUUAGCUUUCCAUAGAAAAAGCUGCCAGAAUGAGUCAACAGCUUGUAGAUCAUGUUCCGAUGAUCUUUUCGAAAGAAAUCCACUUUUUCAGAAAGUUCCAUCGACUUUUCAUCGGGGAGAUCAUUAGCCGAAACUUGAAAAAGUCUGCCUUGUCUGCGCUCUCUUUUCUCUCGUCGAUUAAGUCAUCAUAGAGACAUGAAACAUUGGAGAACUGGAGGGAUAAGAGAGCGCAGACAAGACAGACUUUGAAGAAGAAAAAAGAGAAUAUUUUUUUUCUUCACGAAAAGCUUUUUUUUUCUCAUAAUACUCAUUUUUCGUAGACAUUUUCCUUCUAUCAGUUCUUUUUUUCAAUUUACGACUUUUUAAGAUUUUGUGAAGACAACGAAGUGAAAUCAUUCCGAGCCGCCCAGGCUCUUAUUCCCAAUUCGACGAAUUUGGUUUUUGUAAGGGAUCCUUUGGACCGCUUCAUAUCUGGUUAUACGGAUGUUUGUAUGGUGUAAGUUUUUUUUUUCAGCUCAAUGUUCCUGUAACUUCACAAAGUUGUGAAAAAUAUUUUUUUAAACUAUAUCAAGGUCCAUUUUUCUUCGAAUUCUCAGAAAAGUUGUGGUGCUUUUUUUUGCUUGGGAAAUAAAUAAUAAAAAAUAAAAUAAAAACUGUUUUGACCUUUUUCGAAUUGAAAUUCAUAGCCAAACAAGUUCAACCAUUUUUACAUCCACAAUUUGUGCUAGUUUGCCCGUUUUUCCGCAAAAAAGACUUCGAACCAAACUUGACCAAAAUCGACCAAAAUUCGCUUCGAGACCUUUGCUUUGAAAGUUUCCUAGAAGAAGAGCGUUUUUCGUAGCUUUUUGUCUUUCUGUUGUCCUUUUUAAAAGUGGUCGUCCCAUUUUAUUUGUUUUCCUUCAGAAGACCCUCUGGUUACUGUCACGGAUGUGCCCCGGAAGAUAUUCGUUGUUUUGUCCGUCGACAAUAUCGCCGUUUCAUUCGGAUGUCCAUGUUGUUUCCAGUUUAUGGAGUUGCCGAUGCUCAUUUCGCCCCACAGACUUGGUGAGUACCAAUUCGUCUUUUUUAUUUGAUUUUAUAAAUGGGUUGAGUAUUUUAAUAGUGAAAAAAUGAGAGCAAAGGGGCGUGGCCUGUCUGUGCUCUCCACAAACCAGGCACUAUGUCUAUUUCAAUCGUGUCAGGACCCUUUUAUUAAUGACUUAAAUCAUCCGUGAAUCCGCCAUGCCAUACGGGGAAAUUUGAUAAGAAAAGUGGUGUUCAGCUUUUUGAAAAAACCGAUUUUUGAGAAAUUCGAACUGAUUGGAAGGAAUCGUGGAACAAGUAUUCUGCUCCUAAACUUUUCGGUAAAAAUAUAGAUAUUUAUUCUGAUUUCAAGCUUCGAUUUCACGACCUACUUUUUGAAAGUGGCUUGAAACCUUUAUUUUUUUUUUUAGUCAUUUAGGUCAGUGUUAUAAAUUUUGAGUGUACCUACUAGGUUACCGUUUCACGUCGGUAGAAAAGAAGUCUUUAGAAACUACUACGUUCUCUGAAAGUUCCAACAAUAAUAAAAUAUAAUAAUAUUUUUUUAAUACAACAAUAAUGGAACAUAAUAAAACAUUUAAAAUUUCCUUCGAAACAAACUUUUCACAUUUUUCCUUAUUAUCAACCUCAAGGUACUGCGGAAUGGGACAAAACAUGGAGAAGUUCGAAUUUAUUCGAUACGGUCAUCAAGGCAAAAAACUGAAACAAAUGGUCAACAAAUUGAGCUCAACUUUUCGUAAAAAGUUUGUUCCUGAUGAAUAUAUCAACGAGAUGAGGAAAGAGAUGUACAGUGAGUUUUUUUUUGCCCUUUUAACUUGGGAAUAUCUGGGCGGUCCCUAGAGGGGUCAGAGAAAAAAAAAAUAGCCCCGAUAGGGGAAAAUAGUGCUUCCUAGAGGGCUAGGAUUUCGGUGGUCCAUAUAGUGGUUUGAAACCUUUGAAGCUUCAGUGGUCGUUAUAGUGAUUUUUUCAUGUUUGAUAUUAUUUGAAAAUAAAAAGAGAGUGGUCACUAACAAAAACCCUAGAGUGACCGCUUUCGCCAGCUUUAGUCCGUAGAAGGUGGUCCCUAGGGAGGAGUCUUCAAGAGCUCCUAAAGUUGCCCCUCCAAGGUCCCUAUAUUCGCUCCCCCCCACCCCAUUUUAAAGAUUCGCAUUCAGCAAAGUGUUGAAAAAAAUGAACAGAAAAUGAAGCUUUCAGACUUUUUUGGCCACAGUUAUAGAAAAAUCUGAAAUACUCCAAACAAUUUUUUUGAAAUUACAGAAGGGAAAACGAAGCAUACAACGGCAGGAACCAAUUUGCGGGCCUUUGUUGAGAGAAAAAUCGAAAAAGACGUCGAUUUGAAGAGAGCAAUUGCUAGGCUUUAUUAUCAUGAUUAUCAGACUUUCGGAUUCGAUAUUUCAAAACUUGGAGUACAUCUUUAA